This is a messenger RNA of Ixodes scapularis (black-legged tick), 5734 nucleotides long. Its product is annotated as golgin subfamily A member 4. Gene Ontology annotation, molecular function: small GTPase binding. The record is from RefSeq and is a predicted model, not a curated record. NCBI's taxonomy places the organism in Eukaryota, Metazoa, Arthropoda, Arachnida, Ixodida, Ixodidae. Gene Ontology annotation, biological process: Golgi vesicle transport. The transcript is spliced from 24 exons. Bases 349 to 5544 code for a protein of 1731 amino acids. Gene Ontology annotation, cellular component: Golgi apparatus.
GAUUGACCGGAAGUCUGAGCAUAACGUCGUAUCCACACAUACGUUUCUACUGCUCCUCAGUUGUUUUUAUUUCAUUUUGCGCAAAACAAAAGCCAUAAAAUAGUUAUUAAUACAAAAUAACUGCUCGAUAUGUGUACGUCGGAUCGGUUUAGGGCUUGAAUAAGAGUUUCCGUUAUAAAAUCAGGGCUUGGGAGAGGUCAAUCAUGGGAAGGUAUUAGGACUGUUUAUGUGGUGUGUAACGUGUGCCUCUGGAUACUGACUUGUGCGGCUGGGUUGGUUACGGAUCAUUUUCCGAGAAAUCCCACGAUGUUUUAUGGGAUGCAAGUGCAUUAAAACUGGCUCCCGACAAUGUUCAAGAGGCUCAAAGAGAAAAUCGUGGAAGAAGUCAAGCAGGCACCCAUCCGAUUCCCCCAGUUCCCUGGGCAGGACCUGAUCAACUUUGGGGAGUCCAACGGACAGUCCCCCCAGCAGUCCGGCACAGCAUCAGGCAGCCAGCCAGCAUCCCAUGCCUCUGCCGACCAGUUCAGCAUCACGGAGGAUGACGAUGACGCCCUGUCUAGUGGCGCCAACACCCCCUUGAAGAAGAAGGAUGCCCUCGGCUUCGAGGAGGUGUCUUUCUCGGACGACCGUGCUGGCCCGUCGCCACCUCGGACAUCCUUCGGUGACCGCGAUGGGGCGGCCAUCUUGCCCCUGUAUCGCUCCCCGGAGGGUCCCCAGUACGUGCCCCAGUCUGACAUCGAGAGUGAGGUUGAAGAAGCGCACCAGGGCAUCGACCUGGAUGCCGUCUCCAAGGAACAGCUCUUUGCCGCCUUCCAGAAGACCCACGCUCGUGUCCACAAGUACAAGGGAAAAUAUGCCGAAGUGGUGAAAGCCUACCGGGCCCUGGACUCGGAAAAGGAGAAGAUAAAGAAGAUCUUGACAGAGAGCCAGGACAAGGCCCUGCGCAGGAUAGGGGAACUCAGGGAGCAGGCACAGCUGGAGCAGCAGGCCAAGGCCCACCUGGAGGAGAACCUGCGCUGCAUCCUCGAGGAGAAGGAGGAGAUGAUCAAGGUCCUCGAGACCAAGGUGAACCUACUCAAGGCAGGGGUCAAUGCAACGGACAGAGUUGAGAACAUUCCAGAUGUAGCAGUGUCUGGCGGCGGAGGACUGCUUUCAUCUCCCACUGCCAGAGACGAAGAUGCGGCUCACUACAAGGAAAAGGUGAGGCGUCUGGAGGCCCUGAUCUCCAAGUGUAAGGACACCAUCAAGAACAACCGGGAGAGGACGACGCAGCUCAUCCAGGAGAAGGACUCUCUCACCAAAGCCCUGGAGCUGAGGACCACAGAGCUGCAGCAGGUUCAGGAGAAGGAGGCAGAGGUGCAGGCUGGCCUGCGCAAUGAGCUCCUCUCUCUGAGGGAAGAGGCGGAGGAGUCCAAGAGGCGGCAGGAGGAAACUGCCAUGGCCAUGGCGGAGACCAAGCGUAACAUGCACGAAGAACUCGAGCUCAAGGAGACGCUUCUGGCACAGGCUCAAGGGGCACUGCAGUCCACGCAGGAUGCCGCAGAAGCCCUCAGGACACAGUUGGAGGAGAGCAGAGCUGCCCUGGCCCAAAAGGAGCGCGAGCACGAAGAGUCGAGGUCAUCGUUGGAGCAGCAGCUGACUUCGCUGGAAAGGACGCUUGAGGAGGAGCGCAAGACCUCCCUUCAGGAACUUUCCCGUGGCAAGGCAGCCGCUCUCAGCCUCAUGAAGCAAGAGUGUGAAAAGAAGAUUCAGGCGGCCGAGCACAACUGGGUCCAAAAGUUGGAAGCUUCGGAAAAAGAAUACCACCGCAGGAUCUCGGAAAAGGAGAACGAACUAUGCAAGGUGGCCAAGAAGCUGUCGGAGCUCAACUCCAUCACGGAGGAGUCCGAGGAACAGGUGAACAGCUCGGAGGACCUGGCGGCAACCCCGGAGAGCCAGAGGGACAGCCUCCUCGCGGACAUCGAACAGUACAAAAAUGUGAAAGUGAAGCUGGAGCAGACCGUGAAGGAACUCAAGGAAGAGCUUGAGGACGCCAGAACCAGGCUGCAGGGAGAAGUGGAAGCAGCCGUGGAGAGGACCGUCCAGGAGUGGGAACUCAAGACGCGGGAACUGAUCUCCCAGCACCAAGCAGAGCUGAGCGCAGUGCGGGCGGAGGCAGACGAAGUAACUCGGAGCAAGUCGGAACAAAGCAACGAGGUGGCCGUACUGCGACAACAACUCGAAAGUUUAGCAGCAUCUCACGCCGAAGCCAUCCAGGAUUUGCGGAGGAAGUUGGAAGAAGAAUCGCAGCAGCUCCUCGUUGCAGCUGCUGAGAGGCACGCGAAGGAAGUGAGCGAUGCAGCGAAGCACACCGAGGAGACGCUGACGCCGGUCAUAAAGGACUUGCAAACAAAGUUAGAGAAGGCCCUCCAGGAAACCAUGCAAAAGGGUGAAGACAAUGCAAAGCUUGUUAACUGCCAUAGGGAAGAGAUGGAAGCCACCAUGUGCAAGCUACAGGAGGUACAACAAAAAGAAGCCCAGUUAUCUUCUCAUCUUGCAUCCCUCCAAGAGAAGGCAGAUCAAGAAAAGGUCAAAAUUUCCGAGCAGUGCCGAGCUCUUCAGAUAGAUCUCAGCGAAACCAGAUUACUGCUGGAACAGAAAGAAGCCGAAUUUGAGGCCGAGAGAACCAACCAUAACAGCAGCCUUUCGCAGCUGAGCGAGCAGCUCAGGGAAGCCAAGAAAAAGAGCCAAGAUCUCGAAAAGGAGAUUUAUUCUAUGAGGGCUACGACUACAGAUUCGCAGGAUGUAGCGGAGAGGCACCAAAAAGAGCUUCAAGACCUUAGGGACAUUCUUGAGAAGGAGAAGAGCAGAUUAGAGAAGCAGAUCGAGGAAUUGAAGGAAGAGGCUGACAGGAGAGAAGAAACGCUUCACGCUGAAACAGAAGGAUCGCAGCGGUUACACCUCCGCAUAUCUGAACUAGAAACUGAAGGCAACUCGCUCCUGGAGAAGCAUGCUUCCGCAACGGAAGAGUGCCGCCAGCUUUCAUCCCGGCUGAAAGAGCAAGGAGAACUAUUGGCGGAGGCAGAGAACGAAGUUGAUAGGAGUCGGAAAGCGCUGAACACCGAAGCAAAGAACGUCGAACUUCUCAACACCCGGGUGGCCGAGCUGGAGGCUCAUAAAAGUUUGAUUGAAGCGCAGCUCAGCUCCCUUUUGAAACACUCUGACGACCUUUCGUCACAGCUGAAGACCAAAGACCAAUUAUUAGCCGACACCGCAACACGAGCCGAGGAGAGCCAGAAGGCGUUGAGCGCCGAGGAAGCUAAGGCAGAACGACUCGGUGCACGAAUAACCGAGCUGGAAGAGCAGAACUCUUCGGUUCUCGAGCAGCAUCGCUCCAUCACGGAGCAGUUGAAUCAGUUAUCGUCAAAGCUAAAGACAAAGGAGGAUUCGUUAGCAGAAUCAGAACAACGCGCAGAGCAGCUCGACGUGGAGCUACGAACGCUUCGGGCGGAACAGCUUGUGCUCUCCGAACAAGCUCAGACCUUGAAAGGCAGCCGCGAGGCCGUGUUGAAGGAGAGGGAGGAGCUCGAAAAUUCGAUCAGGGGCGAAGUCGAGACGCUGAGGCAGGAAAAGAAGGAACUAGAAGACAGGCUGGCUGCGCUGGAAGGCGACAAGUGCGCCGCGGAGCAGGUCCGGGACAACCUGUACAGCAACCACGCGCUGCUCCAGAUGGAGUUCCAGGAACUGUCCUCGACGAGCAGGGUCCAGAAAGAGUACCUGGCGGAGCUGAGGAACGAGCUGGAGAUGGCGCAGAGCGAGCGGGAGGCGCUGGAGUCGAGCGUCGAAUCUCUCGCCGGCAGCGAACGCAAUUUGAAUCAGCGUAACGAGUCCUUGGAGAAAGAACUGCACACCGCGACGGCAACGCUGAAUGAGCUGAAGCGUCUGCUGUCCGCCGCAGAGGAGGAGCGCGACAGUCUGGCGGUGGAGUACAGCGCGGCACGCGACCAGCUACGGGCAAUGCAAGUGACGCAGGAAGAGCAGCUUGUCGAGAUGUUCAAGGAAAGGGAGACGUUUCAGCGGGCACUGGGCGACCUCGAAGCUCUGCACGGCGGAGUGCUGAAGGAGAAGGGGGCUGCCGAAGCGCUGCUGGAAGAGCUGAGGAGUCGGCUGUCCCAGGACGAGGCGGGUCUCGAGACGAGGAGGAAGGAGGAAGAGGACGCGAGGAGGGAGGAGCGAGAGCGUCUGGAGGCGGAGGUGAAGCAGCUGCGAGAGGAACUUGCGAUGAAGAUGGAAGAAAUCCUUUCGACGAAGGAGGCACUGUCGACAUUACAAAGUGAUCACAAGGUGCAAGUCGAUUCCUUGCAAGAGAGGAUACAGAACCUUGAGAGCAGCUACCUGACUCAACUUUCGGAGACUAAUGCAGGGACGGAGCAACAAUUAGCCGAGAUGGCACGCGCGUUUGAAGACAAGGCAACUGCUCUGCAGAGUGAGUGGGCUUUGCAGCGACAAGGCUAUGCCUCAGAAAUUGAACAGCUCAAGGAGGAGCUCCACAUUCGUACAACGCAGCUGGACGAAAGCCUCUUGGUGGCCGAGCAGAGAGCCUCCACGGUCUCCGUCCAGCUGCAGGAGACGCUUCGCAAGAUGGCCGAAGUCGAGGAGGACCGUCUCCGACUGGUCGACAGGGAGCGCUCCCUGGAGGCGGCCAGCGAAGAGGCCGAUGCCCGCGUGCGGCGGCUGGAGGCGGCCAAUGAGGAGGCCCGGCAGCGGGUGCUGGACUUGGAGGCGGCCAUUGUGGACAAGGAGGAGAAGCUGCUGAGCGAGAUGAAGCAGGCGGCGCACUCUUUCUCGGCGCAGAUGGAAGAGACGGAGGCGGAGCACCGGCAGUCUGUGUCGGACACGAUAGACAGAGCGGAGCAGUUGGAGAACAGGCUCGCCGCAGAACACCAGAGAGACAUGGAAGCCAUGGAAACCGAAAUGGCCGAAAAAGUGGCUGCCUUGGAAGAAGUGCACAAGCACUACCAGGGCAUCCUCAGGAAAAAAGAAGAAGAAUUCAAAGCACUCCAAAGAGAGGUGGGCCAGGCACCAGCCGUCGACGGUGUGGAGCACAGUGGCUGGGACGAGGAGUGGGCCAAGGUGGAUGAGGAGGAGUGGAACCUGUCGUCGGCGGACCACUCUCCGACGCACAAGACGGCUCCGAGGAACGUGGCAGACAAGUGUCUUCAGCACACCCAACAGAUCGAAGCCCUCAAGUCGGCCGUCGGGAAAUACCAGGACGAGAUUAAUGACCUACGAUGCAUCCUGGGCUCUCGACAAAACAACAACGCCAACCUCACGGAGAAGAACAGCGUCAAGCUCCCCGAGCCCACCGAGUACGAGUACCUGAGGAACAUCCUGUUCGAGUACAUGAUGGGCAAGGAGACAGUGACGUUAUCCAAAGUCAUAGCUGCCGUGCUGAAGUUCUCGGACGAGCAGAAGACCCUGAUAUCGCAAAGAGAAGAGGCCAAACAAGUGCAGGCACUGCAAUGGCAUCCAAGGCUGUCGUCGUCAAAUGUACAGAAAGUGUGAGGGCCGUGCCCCUCCCCUCAACCUCCAGAGUUCUUGCCGGUGAAAAAAAAAGUGCUUCCCUUGUACGAUAACCCGGGGGUGUAAAGAGAAAACAGUGUUUUUGCUGCACCGCUUGACAACACACCAUGGUUCAUGUUACCUAGGUUCUAGUUUUUAUUGAUGCAAUAAAAGUGGCGAUUCUUUAAGCGGA